Molecule: messenger RNA, 1040 nt
Organism: Cicer arietinum (chickpea)
Lineage: Eukaryota; Viridiplantae; Streptophyta; Magnoliopsida; Fabales; Fabaceae
Product: phosphatidyl-N-methylethanolamine N-methyltransferase
Biological process (GO): phosphatidylcholine biosynthetic process
Molecular function (GO): S-adenosylmethionine-dependent methyltransferase activity
Source: RefSeq, a predicted model, not a curated record
AGUAUCAAGUGGAUAAAAAGUGAGAUGAAGAUCCGUUUUCCCUCUUUUUCAGGAGUGAUCAAAAUCAAAAUCAAAAUCAAAACCCAUUUGAGAGAGAAAAGAUCUAAUCUUUCUCUGAACAAAUAAAAAAUCAAACAUUUUUGUUACUACCAGUAAAGUGAAAAAAUGGGAUUUUUUUUGGCAAUUGGAGUGUUAUCACCAUUUCCAUUGUACUAUUACCUUUGGAAUUAUCCUCAAUCAUGGGUAGAUAUUUGUGGGAAAGGAAGAGAUCCUUCAAAAAUGAUGGCUUAUGUUGCUCAUUUUUUGAAGCUAAUUCAGUUCAUUUCACUUUUCUCUGUCUCUUCUUUUUAUUGGCCUCCUCCUUUUUGGUUUUGGCCCCUUUUUGCAUUUGGACAGUUUCUUAACUUCAGGGUUUAUCAGCUGCUUGGCGAGGCUGGCACGUACUACGGCGUACGCUUUGGAAAAACUAUUCCUUGGGUAACCGAGUUCCCGUUCGGGGUCAUCAGUGAUCCUCAGUAUGUUGGCAGUAUCAUGAGUCUUGUUGCAUGCCUUGCAUGGGUUCCUUUUCAGUACAUUCUCCUGUGGAUUUUAGGAUACGUGUUUAUGAUGCGUGUCGAAUCAAAGGAAGAUCCGUCGACUCGCGCCAAGCCACUCAAUUGAUUUAGUUUCAGUAGAUUGAUUAGAUAUAACUUGGAAGAUUCAGUAGCAUCUGAGGUGCCAAAUUCUUUGUAUGUUUCUGUUUCUUUCCCUAUGUACUUGAAUGUCAUGUCUAUUUAUAUGUUAUGAUUCCACAAAACUAUUUUGAAAUGAACUGCAACGUGUAAACUUAGUCGAUUUCUGACUCUCAACACGGACUUGGAUUCUCUAUUGCCUCUCCAGUCUUUCCAGCCAAAGGUCAGCUGUUGGGUUAGUCCAAUGGCCAAGAAAUCAUCUCCGCUGCUCUUGACAUAUGUAUCUCAAGUGCGUCAAAGUGUAAACUGAUUGAGAAAUGUUUUUCAAACACAAAUAUGGACAAGACAUCGAAUAUUUAUGCCGUGUAA